Colletotrichum navitas is the source of this 591-nucleotide messenger RNA. RefSeq lists its product as uncharacterized. The coding region runs from base 1 to 591 and encodes 196 amino acids. The transcript has 3 exons. NCBI's taxonomy places the organism in Eukaryota, Fungi, Ascomycota, Sordariomycetes, Glomerellales, Glomerellaceae. The record is from RefSeq and is a predicted model, not a curated record.
AUGAGCGCUCGUAUUCCGAUCCUCUCAAAAUACCCAGGCAUCAACAGCAGGAAUGCGCUCGGAUCAGCACAAGAUGAUGCCAACGACACUCCUCGGCGCCAUAGCUCUUUCAAGCGACACGUCCCUGCGUUGAUCACAGCCCUCGGCAUCCAGCAACCUGGCGUAACGGUUGAGCGGCCAAGCUCGACUCCAUCCCGUAUGUCCGACACCCGCUCUCCACAUGCUGACGGUAUCAGGAAGUUGAGAAGAAAGACAGUGCAGCCCUCCAAGACCACCACCGCUCGUUUGUGGAGGUUCUCGUCCCAGUGGUGGUAUCGAAGUAUAUCCAACACGUCAACACGAACCCAUACUCCCCAGGAGGCCAUAGGGUCGAAGGUCCGUGUCCCCACAGAUGUCCGUGUUGUGGUGCACACACCACCCUCCGCAACCGUACAUGGUCUUUGCCGUCUUCGUCCCUCUCUCACACACGCGCUCAAGAAGAUCGAGGAUGGGAAUAACGUGUUUGACGAGGCUGCAAGGCCCGGCUGGCCAGUAGUCCAUUGGGGAGUUGAUGUUGAUGAGCUACGAGGCCGGGAUCAUUGCUUGGUUUGA